This is a messenger RNA of Geosmithia morbida, 1671 nucleotides long. Its product is annotated as Amidohydrolase family. Gene Ontology annotation, molecular function: hydrolase activity, acting on carbon-nitrogen (but not peptide) bonds. The transcript has a single exon. The coding region runs from base 1 to 1671 and encodes 556 amino acids. The record is from RefSeq and is a predicted model, not a curated record. NCBI's taxonomy places the organism in Eukaryota, Fungi, Ascomycota, Sordariomycetes, Hypocreales, Bionectriaceae.
AUGGCUUCGGCAGAUCACAUAGUUUUCCAGGGCGGGAGCAUCUUCCAGGCGCAGGUAGACGGAGACAAGACCGGGGAGCCGUCGUUUGCCAGCUGCAUGGUUGUCAGGGAUGGCGUGAUCCAGCAUGUGGGCGCGGACAAGGACCCGGCCGUGGUGCAGGCAACGGAGGCGGGGGCCGAGGUACGCAACCUGGGCGGCAGGAAGGUCCUUCCCAGCUUCAUAGACGGCCACAUCCACCUCCUCCUGCUGGGCCAGUCGCUCACCAAGGUGCCCCUGGACGGGUGCAAGACGCUCGAGGAUAUCCGGACGGAGAUCAGGCGCGCGGCGCGGGAGAACCCGACGGCGACGCGCAUCUUCGCGCGCGGGUGGAUGCACUCGAUGACCCCAGACGGCGUGGACGCCAGCCUGCUCGACGACCUGGACCCGCGGCCCAUCUUCGUCGACACAAAGGACCUGCACUCGACGUGGUGCAACAGUGCGGGGCUGGCCGAGGUGUGCGCGACCAUGGGCAUCGACCCGGACGGCAAGUCGCCCGACCCCUCGGGGGGCACCUUCCAGCGCGACCGCGACGGCAGGCCGAACGGCGUCUUCAACGAGAGCGCCGUCUUCGAGACCAUCUGGCCGUUCCUCGCGCAGGUGGCGUCCAUGGAGGAGCGCAAGGACGCCAUCCGCGCCGCCAUCAAGGCCUUCAACUCGGUCGGGUACACGGGCAUGAUCGACAUGGCCAUGGACGACACCAUCUGGGAGCCGCUCCUGGAGCUGCGCAACACCGAGGGUCUCUCCUCGAUGCGCGUGGCGGCGUACUGGCUGAUGAAGCCCAUCAAGGAGGGGGAGUCCAUCGACGCCGUCCUCGCCCAGGUCGACCGCGCUGCCGACCUGGCCCGCCGCCACAGCGACCCGGACUGCCGCGUCGUCGGCAUAAAGGUCAUCUGCGACGGCAUCGUGGACGCGUGCACGGCCUCCCUCAAGGAGCCCUACUCCUCGGGGACACCGACCCCGGGCCCCAUCUGGACCGAGGAGGUCCUCCACCCCCUCGUCGCCCGCGCCCAGCACCACGGCCUACAGGUCGCCCUACACGCCAUCGGCGACAACACGGUCCGCAUGGCCAUCGACGUUCUCGAGCGCAAUGCCGACCCGGCCCGCCGCCCGCGUAUAGAGCACAUCGAGCUCGCCUCCGAAGCGGACGCCGCCCGCCUCGGCCGUCUAGGCAUCACCGCCUCCGUCCAGCCCGUCCACUCCGACCCGGCCAUCCUGCGCGCCUGGCCCCGCCUCAUCGGCGAGCACCGCUGCUCCAGGGCUUUCGCCUACCGCGAGUUCGCAGACGGAGGGGCCGUCCUCGCCCUCGGUACCGAUGCCCCCACCGCACCUCACGUCCCCAUGCCGAACAUGUACGUCGCUACUACCCGGCGCUCGUACCGCGAGCACGGCGCUGCCGACGAGCCUGACCCUGUCAACCCACACUUUGCGCUGUCGGUGUGUGAGGCCAUCACGGCGGCCACGCACGGCUCGGCGUACUCCUGCUUCGCGGAUGCCUGGACGGGGAGUCUACGCGCUGGCCUCAAGGCUGAUUUCGUCGUGUGUGAUGUCGAGCUGUCGCCUGAUCAGCUCGUUCGGGGAUUGGUUAAGGAGACGUGGUUUGAGGGGAGGAGGGUGUUUGCUGCUGAUGAGUAG